UGUUCCGGAGGAAUAUUGUUCUUCAAUCUAUUUCUAGAGCGAAUCAUAACAUUAUUGGCUUAUGUUAUGCGAAGAUAUCACGAAAGAAAGAUCAGAAUUAUUAACCAAAGACGCGAUUCUUUGUAUAAGAAUCGGAGGGAAUCGUGUGUAUCGGUGGAUGAAAAGCUGGACAUGAAUUGGAAACCAUCGGUGUAUUGGGUGAUGACAGUGUUGGCCACUUUCACAGUACUCAUAGCCAUCACCGCAUCCGUCGUCUACUCAAUGGUCGAGAAAUGGGAUUAUUUUGAUUGCAUUUACUUCUGUUUCGUCGCCUUUUCGACCAUUGGUUUCGGCGAUUUGGUCACAAACGAGAGGACAGACUCCGGUCUCGACGCAUACCAUUCCCACGUCUACAGAGUGGCCAACUUUGUGUUCAUAGCGUUGGGCUGUUGUUGUAUUUAUAGUCUGUUUAACGUCACGUCAAUCGUAAUCAAGCAGUUUCUGAAUUGCAUAAUCAAAAAACUAAACUUUCGGUGCAAGUGUUGCCGCAAACACGCGGCACCUGUGCUCACGCAAGUGACCAGAAGUCGACGCAACGCUCUGACUCCGAGUCAUUUGCGGAACUACUCAAACACCGGCCCGAAGACAGUGACAGUGAAGGCCAGUAUAGCGACGGCCGCCGACUCGAGUGAUAACGACUCGACGUAUGACUCGGACUCCGAGCGCCGGAACUCAUCGGAAAUGAUUUGCAUGAAAGACGUGAUCAAAACGAACAAAGUAUCGCUCGCUAUACUCCAGAAGGAGUUGUAUGAAUGCGCUCAACGCGAGAGGAACUACAGAAGUCCUGCCAUUUUGUUGCCAUCGAAAGCCAAUGAUAAUGACUUCAGCGUCAGAACAGUUGGUCCGCUCGCCAUCGCCACCAAGAAAUUAAGCGAAGACGACAAUUGA
Messenger RNA from Medioppia subpectinata, 927 nucleotides. The record is from the annotation of a GenBank genome assembly. NCBI's taxonomy places the organism in Eukaryota, Metazoa, Arthropoda, Arachnida, Sarcoptiformes, Oppiidae.